This is a messenger RNA of Bactrocera neohumeralis, 2058 nucleotides long. RefSeq names its product U2 small nuclear ribonucleoprotein auxiliary factor 35 kDa subunit-related protein 2. Bases 29 to 1648 code for a protein of 539 amino acids. The transcript has 6 exons. The record is from RefSeq and is a predicted model, not a curated record. Gene Ontology annotation, biological process: mRNA splicing, via spliceosome. Gene Ontology annotation, molecular function: pre-mRNA 3'-splice site binding; metal ion binding. Lineage: Eukaryota; Metazoa; Arthropoda; Insecta; Diptera; Tephritidae. Gene Ontology annotation, cellular component: spliceosomal complex; U2AF complex.
AAAUUGUCUAAAAGAAGUUUUUACAAAAAUGCCGGGUAAAAGGAGACCAUGGCGAAAAGAAUUGAAAAAACAACAACGAAAACGCAAAAGACGAAAUGCUGCUAUUACACGCGAUCGGCUGUUGGAAGAAGAAGAAGCAAAGAAACUCAAAGAUUGUGCUUAUCAACAGUUUUUACAACAGCAAGCGCUGCUUGAAGCGCAGAAAUUACGCGAAAUUGAAAGACUGCACGACGCAGAAGAAGAAGCUUGGCUUAGACGUGACCUAUUAGCUCAUCGCCAGUUCCGCCUGCAACAACAGCAACGUGCCGCAGCGGAAGAUGCUGCAAACGCUAUACGCGCACAGCAAGAAAAGGAAUUGUUAGCAAAGUUAACAGAGGAGCAACGGCGACGUGAUGAACGUGAAAAACGUGAAGCGGCCGCUGCUGUUGAAUUUGAGCAAAUGAUGAGAUGUAUGGAAACAUUUCUCAAUAAUGGAGGUGAGCCGCCAGCAGAACUACGUCGUAUGGUAGAAUCACGACCCGGACAGAAGUUAUGCGCCUUAUAUGAACGUACAAAUUGCUGCCGUUAUGGACCGUCUUGCAUUAACAAUCAUCGCCGACCAUUACUCUCCAAUGUCAUUGUGGUGCGUCACUUCUUUAUGCAUCCCCUAUUGGAAGAGGAAAACGAACAUCAGGAAUAUGCGAAUGCUGAUGGCAACCUGGAGUUAAGUGAACAAGAUUUAUGUGAAGCUUACAAUGAAUUCUUCGAAGAUGUGGUGCCGGAAUUCGAAGUGUUCGGCUAUAUACAGAAUUUUCGGGCAAUACGAAAUAUACUGCGGCACUUGCGAGGUCAUGUGUUUGUCGAGUAUAUAGAAGAAAGAUCUGCACUAAAGGCUUUUAUAAAGCUUCAAGGACGUUAUUAUGCUGGAAAACAACUAAAUGUUGAAUUUGCAAACAUACAGACGUGGCGUAGUGCAAUUUGUGGUUUAUCAAAUUCGCGUAAAUGCCUCAACGGCAACAAAUGUCAUUAUUUACAUUUGUUUAAUAAUCCAGACAAUAAGUACAACACACCAAUGGUUAUUAAUAGAACACCCAGUAUUAAAGCCUAUAUGGCCACACCGUUACUAAGCUGGAAUGCGGUGACAGCAAGCGAUGUGAAGCAAAGCUCGCGCAAUUGGCGUUGGUCCGAGAGCCCUGAAGUGGAGGUAUCAACAGCGACAGAUGCGUUGGAGACUAAUAAGACCGAAACUAGCAACACAAAACGUAGUAGCAGUAGUGAAUUUAAAGAUAUCGAUAACAUGAAUGUUGCGCAAACUAGUGGCAAGAGUCAUAGUGAUAAUAACAAAAAGCAUAAGCGAAAAAAACAUAAACAUGAACGAGAAAAAGCACAUAAGAAGCAUAAACGGAAACGCGCGCACGGUUCCGACAGCAUUGACAGCGAAGAUGAAUAUCGGAAUAAACGCCAGAGUAAGCAAAAAAGCGAAAUUUCAAAAUCGUCAUCGUGGGGUUUAACUUAUAACGAUGACAGCGGUAAGCAUAGACGAUCGGCACAUAAAGAAGUAAUGAACAAAGAUAAAAGUCGAAGCCGCUCAAAGACAAGAGAUAAAAGGUACAACUUUGUAUUUUUUUUAAUAAAAUAUGUUAAAAGUUUUCUUUUUAUGAAAAAGUAGUUCAAAAAAGGAGGAAAGAAAAAAGUCGACAAUUUCGUGAGCUUGAUAGCUCUGCACCGUAAUAUUUAUUAUUUAGUUAAUACCACUGUACGUAUGUAAAUACAAAAGCAUAUGCAGCAAAAGUUGUUUCCGGUUUAGUAAGGAUUUGGACUUACAUAUUUAUAAGCACUGAAUGACAGUAACUUGGCUUCCAACUAGAUGCUUUGUUCGGGCUGCAUUGUAGUUGUAAGGUAUGAUAAUAUAAUAUGCUGUACUGAAGUAAAAUUGUAGAAUUUCUCAAAAUAUAGUUGUAAAAAAUAUGUAGCAUACUUUUAGGAGUUUCAUGUUAAACUGAGAAGUUUCUAAAUCUACUAUUAUUAAAAUAAAUAAAAACUCCAAAAAUAUUUUAUGAUAAAUACAAAAAAAUACAU